Messenger RNA from Serpula lacrymans var. lacrymans S7.9, 812 nucleotides. RefSeq names its product hydrophobin (gene slh15). Gene Ontology annotation, cellular component: fungal-type cell wall. The transcript is spliced from 3 exons. Gene Ontology annotation, molecular function: structural constituent of cell wall. The record is from RefSeq and is a predicted model, not a curated record. Bases 357 to 692 code for a protein of 111 amino acids. NCBI's taxonomy places the organism in Eukaryota, Fungi, Basidiomycota, Agaricomycetes, Boletales, Serpulaceae.
GGUGCACAAUGUGAUAGGCAGGACGGAGAUAUGUAAAAUCAAGACAACAGAGAAGAAGCCUCAUUGACAUACUAGUAGCCGAAGCGUUUUGCUGGCCAAUCGCGCAUUAGAAUCGUGAUAGCAGGAAGACACGAAAUGCUUCGCAAACAUUGUACGAGAACAUCGGACACCACUGGCAAGACCAACUCAAUUAGCAAGGAACUUCAUUGGAGGUCAAGAAAAUAAUUUGCAAAGACCUGGUAGCCGACACCAGGGAGGUAUAAAAGCACCCACCCCACCACUCAUACUCUUCACUCCCAUUUCCAUUCAUCAUCAGCUCCUCUGCUAUCUACCUCUAUCACUUCAGCAUAAUAAUCAUGUUCUCUCGCAUCUCCGCCGUCUCCUUCACCCUCUUGUUCGCUCUCCUUGCGGUCGCCACUCCUGACACCACCACCAACCAGUGCAACACGGGUUCUAUCUCUUGCUGCCAAAGCACAAAAAGUGCCUCUGAUGCUGGAGUGAUCGAUAUGCUCACAGCUGUUGGUAUCUCCCUCAAGGGUGUCGUGGGCGACGUCGGUUUCCAAUGCUCUCCCAUCACUGGUGUUGGAGCUGGAGGCGGAAGUAGCUGCAACCAAGAGCCUGUUUGCUGCACAGACAACCACUUCGAUGGGUUGAUCAAUGUUGGAUGCUCGCCUAUCAACAUCAACCUUUAGAGAUGCAUGUUUGAGGUCUGACUAUAGAAUGUGGUGGGGACUGGGAUGUUAUGGUUCUACUUACCUUAGAAUACAUUCACAUGUUUGUUUGGUAAUUGAGAGUUGUUGAUUUCCUUUCAA